Molecule: messenger RNA, 2081 nt
Organism: Rhineura floridana
Lineage: Eukaryota; Metazoa; Chordata; Lepidosauria; Squamata; Rhineuridae
Gene: MOB2
Product: MOB kinase activator 2
Exons: 5
Coding region: 361-1077 (238 amino acids)
Biological process (GO): positive regulation of protein phosphorylation; signal transduction
Cellular component (GO): nucleus; cytoplasm
Molecular function (GO): protein kinase activator activity
Source: RefSeq, a predicted model, not a curated record
GGCAGUGUGUUUACUUCCGGCCACCCUGGGAGCGAGAGCGAGGAGAGUGUGUGUCGCUCGCGCACUGAGGCUGGUUGGCUGAGGGCACCCGGCGGGCGCUGCCUUGGGGGCAGGAACGCAGCGGAGCCGCCCGGAGGAGAAGAAGGAAGAAGACGAGGAGGAGGAAAAAGAAGUCAAGUCUAAGGAAGAGCGAGCGAGCGCAAGGCAGGAGAAGGUCCGGUCUGGGACAGGCACCCAUGAGCCGCCUCGGAGGCCGGAGCGGGCGGUGAGAGGAGAGGAGCUCAAGCGGGGACGCAGCCGGAGCCGCCUGCUCGCUCGCCCGGCCCAGCACCGCGGCAGCGCAAAGCAGCAGGCGGCGUCAUGGACUGGCUCAUGGGGAAAUCCAAGGGAAAACCAAAUGGUAAAAAGCCAGCACCAGAAGAAAAGAAACUCUACCUAGAGCCAGAAUAUACAAAGUCAAGGAUUACUGACUUUGAAUUUAAAGAGUUAGUCAUGUUACCACAUGAAAUAGACCUUAAUGAGUGGCUAGCUAGCAACACAACGACCUUUUUCCACCAUAUCAAUUUACAAUAUAGUACCAUCUCAGAAUUUUGUACAGGAGACACAUGUCAGACCAUGGCAGUGUGCAAUACACAAUACUACUGGUAUGAUGAGCGGGGAAAGAAAAUCAAGUGCACCGCUCCUCAGUAUGUUGACUUCGUCAUGAGUUCAGUGCAGAAGCUAGUGACAGAUGAGGAUGUCUUUCCUACAAAAUACGGCAAGGAAUUCCCCAACUCCUUUGAGUCUCUAGUGAAGAAGAUUUGCAAGUACCUGUUUCAUGUGCUAGCCCACAUCUAUUCCUCACACUUCAAGGAAACAUUGGCACUGGAGCUGCAUGGACAUUUGAACACGCUCUACAUACACUUCAUCCUAUUCAUCAGGGAAUUCAAUCUGGUGGACCCUAAAGAAACCACCAUCAUGGACGACCUCACAGAGGUCCUCUGUAGCAGCACCGGGAGCAGCAGUAAUGGGAGUGGCAAUGGCAGUGGUGGCAGCAGCAGUGGCACAGGAGCACAGAACCAUGUGAAGGAGAGAUGAGUCUUCCCAACAGGAGCAAAACUUAAUGCUAACUUUUUUUAAAAAAAUACUCUAUAUUCUCUAUGUGUAUGUGUAUGUAUAUGUGCAUAUGUAUAUAUAUACAGACAUACACAGCCAUGACAGAUUAAGCAAUUAUGCUGCCACCACAGGACAUGUAGACGUAUGGGACUGUAUGGAGCUUUUGUUAAAUGCAUCAUCCUUGGCAAGAAGUUGCACCAGUUCUGUUUUAUUUUUUUCCCCUGCUCCAUUCUUACAUUUUCUUCCCUAUCAGAUGGAUGAUGAGUGCUGUUUUUAGAGAAGAACCACAUUUUUUUGCAUUGGGCAACUGCUUCUUCUUUUUGUUCUGCCCACUUCCCUCCCCCUUGCAGGGAGUCCUUGAAUGCAAGCCCCUUUUGUAUGUGUGUGUCUGUCUCUGUCUCUCUCUAGGAUGGUGGUACUGCCAUUUUAUAAAUAUUACAAGUUACUUUUACUUAUAAAGUGGCUUAACAUGCAGAUAUUUUGUUUUUGCGAGGAGAGGGCUUGAGAUCUGUCUUUCUGUUUACUUAAAUGAACCCUUCCCCUUCCCCUAGACCUUCUGCAUCUAGCCCUUUGCUGGCUUGUAAUGGGAAGAAAUGUUUUGACUCAACUAGAGUAGCAAUAAAGCUUCCAGCGCACUUAAUAAAUGUGGCUCACCAGUCUACCUGGUGUCAUCAGCAUAUGAAUCUUGAAAGAGCAUUUACAAACGUGUUGCUUAUUGCUUCUGGUUUCACUGCCCAACCCCUGGGUUCUCCUUUCUCAGACAUAAGUAUCAGAAUUAAAAUAGUGAGGGGAUUAAGUCUAAGCCCAGUGGUAAAAGUCAUGACCAUUUCUUUUGUGUUGAACAAGGGAGCUUGGGGCAGAAUGGAAAGGGGCACACAGUGUAUCACCACCUGUGCUAGACAGAUGGCUGUUGGCAUAUAAUUAUAUUGUUGGCUUAUUUUAGUUCCUCUGUCCAAUAACAAUAAAAAAACUUCUAUCAGGUAUAA